UGCUCUAUGGCUGUCAUUACCAAAACACUUAAUUUUGAGCUGGUCACAACUCUGUGUGUUGCAUGAACUGUAUCACUGCAGAAUUGCUGCUGCAAUUACACUGUAGAGACAGUUUGUGUUUAGCAAGGCAAGCUUCCAUCAUGUUAUGGGAUCAUGGGAUCAUUUAGGCUGGAAAAGAUCAUCAAGUCCAACCCCUACACUCACAGUUUUUCUGGUGGCCUCUUUUUGAGAAACAGGUUACUCUUACAGGCAGAAGAGGAUUGGUAUAUUAAAAGGGUUUAAGGAAUAAGAACUAAGGUGGUAAAAGUAGUCUUUCUCAUGAAAGUGUCUCAGGCUGUGAAAGAACAAUUGUUCAGGGGACAAGUGUGAAGGAGGAGCUAAAACCUGCGAUGCUGCUGAAGGAGUGACUAUAGUGGACACUGCAGUUGAAGGGAAUACACUUUUACAAGGCCAGAAUUCUACAUCAUCCAGAGCAAUGACGUGCCUAAUUUGAAAGCAUAAUUAAUUUUGUAUUAUAACAGGCUCCCAAGAGUGGGACAACGGUAGUCAGGCCCCUGUGACUUCUUCAGUGAAUUUGAAUGGUUAUAUGUGAAAACAGGGGAUGAAAACCACCUACCUCGUUUUUGGAACAAAAGGAGCGUGGCUGAUUUCUCCUGUGAUCCCGUUUCUCUGCUGCCUGUUCAUGAAAAGCCUGCUCAGAUGCACACAGAUAACUACACCUUCCAGCUCAGAGUGCAACAACCUGCUAAAGCUGUUUGUGCACCGGACAGUGCACAAGCCCUGGGAUGAGACAGAGGUUCUGUUUGUUUGUUCAGGAAAACUGUUUAUGAGCAGAGAAGCACCCAAAAGCAGCAAGAUCCAGCUGCCACAGAUACUGUUCUUUCUCCUCCAGAGAAAUGUAACAGCCAGGUGUUUUACACACAAUCUAGAAAAGGUUUGUCUUCACUCUCAAAUGAAAAGUUGUCAAGUACCUGUACAUUAUCACAGGAUGAAAACGUUGUCAUGGCACAAGAAAAACUGGAAGAAGAGUGUGCUCUUAGUCCUGGUCCUGCCAGAAAGGUUCUGUCAUCCAGCAACUUGCAGGAGUGGGCUCAGGAAGAAGACCCCAAAAUAUGAAAGGGGUGUGCUCCAGCUGAUACCACAGCCCAGGAGCGCUGAGUGCUGGAAACACGUGAAACAUCCAGCUCUGCAGAGCAGCUCCUUGGAGUCCAGGAGUUAGGUACGUGCUGUAACUCUGC
Molecule: messenger RNA, 1238 nt
Organism: Corapipo altera (White-ruffed manakin)
Lineage: Eukaryota; Metazoa; Chordata; Aves; Passeriformes; Pipridae
Exons: 11
Coding region: 602-1219 (205 amino acids)
Source: RefSeq, a predicted model, not a curated record